AUGCGUAGCGUACCCACCCAUAACAACCCUCCUCCUGGGACUGAAGCCACCGAGAUGGCUUCGGCUUCCAGCCCGCCCGACACACUACAACGCAAGCAAGAGGCUGAGCGCCGCAUUCGAGCAACAUGCCCCUCGCCCGAGCCCGGGCUGGAAGGCGGCACACUCAUCAUUGCGCCUGUCGGUAGCGGCACCAGCAGCAGAGGCCCCAGCGAAAAGCGCAAACGCCUCUCAAAUGGUGACCAGCAAGUCCGCGAGCCAAUGCAAUGGACCGACAGAAAGACCCAGUGGCAGCUCUUUGUGCAAAUCGCGACCGCGAAGCCUACGACUCGUUUGGUAACGAAGCUUCCUUUCGACAAAAGCGUACCCAUCGCGAGGGAAGAGAGACAGGAUAAUAUCACGUUGGAUAUGCAUAUCCCCUGCUGCGGUCGCAUCGCCAUUGCAAAAGCCGAUGGUUAUCUCGAAGGACAACAUACCCAUGAAACCUUGGUAAUCGUCGAAGUGAAGGCAGCACAACGAGAUCAUAAACGGCGCAAGCAUUAG
This is a messenger RNA of Penicillium griseofulvum, 540 nucleotides long. RefSeq lists its product as uncharacterized. The record is from RefSeq and is a predicted model, not a curated record. The transcript has 2 exons. Lineage: Eukaryota; Fungi; Ascomycota; Eurotiomycetes; Eurotiales; Aspergillaceae. The coding region runs from base 1 to 540 and encodes 179 amino acids.